AUGGACGAACUGUCUGUAGAAGUAUGCGGCAGCAAUGGGGCAUAUUACAAGGCAUUCGUUAAGAACAUUCAUGAUGAAGAGGUUACAGUAGCAUUUGAAAAUGACUGGACUCCAGAACGACGUGUUCCUUUUAGUGAUGUGCGUCUUCCACCAGUCAGUAUAGAAAAUAAUGAACUUAAAGCCGGUGAUGAAGUUGAGGUUUAUUCACGUUCUAGUGAAGAUGAGCCAUGUGGUUGGUGGUUAGCCAAAAUUAGUAUGGUCAAGGGGGAGUUUUUUGUGAUAGAAUAUGUUGGCUGGGAUGCAACAUUCAAUGAAAUAGUGCAAGGUGACAGGCUACGACCCAAAAAUAUCAACCCAUCAAUUAAUAAAAAUACCUUCUUCAAGUGUUGUAUAGAUGUGCCUCAAGAUCUUAAAGAAUACUGUAGGAUUGAAACUAACCAUCGUGAAUUCAAGAAAGCUUGUGGCGUAUCAUCUGUACUCCAUAAUGCAGAUCUAGAUGCUUUAGUAAUCUUGUCAACUUCGUCUUCAGCCGUCCACAAAGCCUUGCUUUUGAGUGAUAUGCAUUUUCGAAGCCUUCGCACAAAAUUAAUGCUGAAGACCAGGACAGAGGAAGCUGCUCAACAGCUUGAGUUAUUACCACAGGUAACAAAGCAGCAAACAGAAGGGUGUGUUGAGGAAUUUUCAGUUCGAGAAGACUUAAUGGGACUUUCCAUUGGAUCACAUGGUGCCAAUAUACAAGCUGCAAGAAAAAUAGAAGGAGUAAAAAGAAUUGAUUUAGAUGAAAAUAAUUGUACAUUUAGAAUUUAUGGAGAUGAACCUGAUGCUGUUCGUAAAGCAAGAAAUAUGUUAGAGUUUGGUGAAGAUUUAGUGACAGUACCAAGAAAUUUAGUUGGUAAAGUUAUUGGCAAGAAUGGUAGAGUAAUACAAGAAAUAGUUGAUAAGUCAGGAGUGGUUCGAGUAAAGAUUGAAGGAGAUAAUGAACGAGAUGAGAAAGCUAAAGAAGAAGGUCUUGUACCAUUUCUGUUUGUUGGUACUAAAGAAAAUAUUGGAAAUGCUACAACACUGCUGGAGUAUCACCUUGUACAUCUCAAGGAAGUUGAGCAGCUUCGAAUAGAGAAACUGCAAAUUGAUGAACAGCUUCGACAUCUUGGAGCAGGUUUUGUUCCUGGUCCUUACUUCCCACCACCAAGAGAGCGAAGAGGAGAAAAAGGCUACGCUUCUGAUGCAACUGAUGAUUAUAACAGAGGACGGGGUAGAGGUGGAAGAGGAAGACGAUGGGGAAAUGACAGGAGGAUAAGUGGUGAUAGCCAAGAUAGAGAUAUUUAUUCUGACAAUGAGGCUGUAAGGAGGAGAAAUUGGUCAGAUCAAGUAGAUGACCAUGGUCGUGAUACAUCAUUUCGUGGAGGUAGAGGAGGUUACGGUAUGGCUCGUGGGCGAGGUAGGGGACGUGGUCGCGGUGGUGGAUUUUCAUUCAGAGCUGAUUUUUCUCAUCGUGCUCCAAUAGCAAACAGUGAAACAGAAGAUGACAGUCAAGCUGGGGAUAGCCGUAGACGCCAGCAUGAUGAGGAGAAUACAAUUUUAGGAGAAGAAUCAACGACAACUGUAGAUGAAGAGACUACAGGUACAGAAAAAGAAGAUGGGCCAGAUAGGAACCAGAAAACUCCUAAGCGGAAUCGUCGUCGCCGCAAGAACAGAACACCACCAUCUCCAAUCCAUGAACCUGCAAACACCAAUGAAGACACAGACACCAGCAAAGCAAACUCCCCAGAAGUACAACGAAGACAACGCAGUAGACCUACCACACAGAGAGGUACUGGUCAUCCGCGGCCAAAUAAUAAUUAUUAUGACAACUAUCGGUCAAGUAACCGACCCUUUCGUGGAAGGCCUCCUAUUUAUUCAAACCCAAAUAAUCAUCAUAAUACAAAUAAUAAACAGGAUAAUAAGCCAGUAACAUCAACCCAGUCUCUAAAUAGUGGUGACAAAUCAUCUUCUUCAACUGGUUCUCCAAAACAACAAAGGAUGCAACGCCCACCCCGUGAAACCAGAACGCGUGAAAAUGCCAAAGCAGCAACAGCUUCAACAAAUCAUAAUGGUACCCCCAACUCUGAAACUGCUAUCAAUGACAGUGGAAAACAUAGUAAACCUGAAAGUAAAUCUGUAGCAGGUAAAGGCAAAGUAAGCAUAACACUCAAGUCAGAAACACCUGCUGGUAAUUUAGUCAAUGGUACAGCGUAGAAAUACAAUUAUUAAAACAUGUAAAAAGUAAAAAAAAAAGUCCUUAAAUUUGUAUAAUGUGCAAAACCUUUGUUUGUUUAGUAUUAAAUUAAAUUAAUUUUGUUAUUAUAGUUGGUGUGUAUGUAGCAGUGCAAGUGCAAUAAGACUGCCCCCCCCCCCCCCCUGUCAAAUAUUGAUGAUUGGCUAUCAAUUCAAAUGUUAAUACCCCUUAGGCCAACCCUAAACAAAUUUUUGUACUACAUGCUCAUCACACUUUUAUGUAUGUACAUUUUUAAAGGACUAUCUUUAUUCAAAACUAACUGUUUACCUAACCAUUUCCAUAGUGUGGAAACACUGUAUUAGUUGUCUUAUACCCUGUAUUACACUAUAAUGCCUUAGCUGUAUAGUUGUUAAGAAUAUGUUCAGAUUUGGUCGUAUUACAAGGGUACUGUGGGGGCAUCAACUCAACACAGUAGCACAACAAACUGGCUGUAGGAAUAGCCUAGAUAACAAUUUUCCAGUAAUUCAUUAUAUUUUAAAAUAAUACACAAAAAAAAAACAAAAAAAACUUCUAGUUUGGAUUGGUUGUAUUAAGGAAAAUAUUGAAUUCUCUGAAGACAGUAAAAAAAAAGAUUUUUUGUAAAUUAUUUUUUUUUUUGCAAAUAUUUACUAGUAUGGCUGUGAGUGGCACAGAUAAGUUUAAUUUUUGUGAUGUAUUAUUUGGUAUUUAUUCAUUUACACGAAAAUUAUUUGACAAGCUUUCGUGUAACGUUUGUACAGGUAGCAAUUUGUCAUUUUUAUAUUAUAAUUUGGAGUGCAAACAAAGCAUUGAAUCUUGAGUGCCUUCCUCAGUGUAGUUGAAUGUGCUCAGUAUAUUCAUUGAUCACAUGGAGGUAGCAGCCCCUCUUGCUUUUAUUACAUUGUAUAUUAGAAUCUGCUUAGUGUUUUGUAGUUUUUGACAACCACGCACUGUACAGUAUCUUAUUCACCUUUUACCAUUUAUUUUUUUCCCAUAAAAUAAGUGAAAUUUAUGCAAAAAAAUGGCAUUUUCAGGUGCUAUCAUUUAGAGAGUAAUUUUAACACAACCAACAUAUCCAAUAUUCUAUAUUAAGAUAAAAGUAGUUAGUACAGGUGAAAUUACUUAAACAGGUCUGUAUCUUUCAUUUUAUUGAAAACAUUGAUCUACUGCAGAUUUAUUUUUGGUAUUGUUCACCUACUUACUGUUGGUGAUUGGGUUUGGUAUCUGUUUUCUGUGCCAGUGUGCACGUCUUGGCAGUCUCCUUCAAUUCUUAGUGUUCACCAAGAAAUGCAUGGUAUUUUAUGUCUUCCCACUCUAAUGGAGAAAAUGCUGCACACUUUUAUAAACAUUGCGAGUACCCAGUAGUAAAAGUAGUAAACCCACAAAUAUUCUAUGUCGAUCAAAUUCCUCUUUUGCCUUUCAAGCAUAAAACGUAACUGUUGACAUAACAUAGCAAGAUGUGUAUCCCAAAAAUAACUUUACUUGGCAUUUUUAUGGUGAACUUAAGAAAUGGUGAAAAUUUCUUAUUUGCAUGGAAGGUUGAUUGUUUAAUAGUUCUUCCUUGUGUGAAUAAGAUAGGGAGAUUUUUUCUAGUAUUUUGACACAUUGCUUUACCCCAUAGACUUGAAAAGUACAUUGAAAGUAAUGAUUUUUACUCAAAGAAAAUAAAUAUCCAUUGGUUAACUUGUA
This is a messenger RNA of Saccoglossus kowalevskii, 3922 nucleotides long. RefSeq names its product RNA-binding protein FXR1-like. NCBI's taxonomy places the organism in Eukaryota, Metazoa, Hemichordata, Enteropneusta, Harrimaniidae. Gene Ontology annotation, molecular function: translation regulator activity; mRNA 3'-UTR binding. Gene Ontology annotation, biological process: animal organ development; regulation of mRNA stability; positive regulation of translation. Gene Ontology annotation, cellular component: cytoplasmic stress granule; neuron projection; nucleus. The record is from RefSeq and is a predicted model, not a curated record.